Molecule: messenger RNA, 2526 nt
Organism: Prorocentrum cordatum
Lineage: Eukaryota; Dinophyceae; Prorocentrales; Prorocentraceae
Source: the annotation of a GenBank genome assembly
AUGUCGAGCGUGGCCGACACGCGGGAGGUGGAGGAGUUUUUCUUCCUGCAGCUAAACACGCACAUCGUCGGGGUGCAGCACCACAAGGGCGAGAUCGGGGACGGGGAGUGCGCCGAGCUGGUGCGGAAGGGCGCCUCGGGGCUGCAGGUAGUGAACAGCGGCGGCGAGGUCCUGGGGUGGAUCAGUAAGGAUAUCGCUCCCACGGUGUGCCCCGCCUUCGACAGGUGCCCAGAGAUCCACCCAGAGGUGCUCAUCCCGCGGGGUUCGAAGCAGAAGUUCAAGGUGCCCGUCAACAUCGCCUUCUGUGGUCCGCGCGAGUUCCGGGAGCCGCUCGCCGAACUGGCCGCAGAGCUGAAGCAGGUGAAAACAUCGAGGGCGGGGUCGUCGGUGGUGCACAUCCCCGAUGGCAUCCUCGUGGAGGAGCUGGACGCCCCUCGCUGGAAGGAGGAAUCCGGGGGUCUCCCACCCAGCAAGUCCGCCGUUCUGGUGGGAUCCAAGCGUGGCAAAGGCAAACAGCAGGACAUCUCGAAGUGCUUUGAAGACCUCUACGCUGGCGCCGUCAAGUACGAGGAGGCGCCGCUGGCGCCGCAGCCUCAGGGCGUGUCUACUCGCCUGCUGGAGCACCAGCUGAAGGCCCUGCACUGGGCCGUUGCGCGCGAGCGCCGCCAGAGCGUGAGCGACGUGGCAAGAGCCUCCGCCAGCGGCACGGCGCUGUUCUGGAAGCCUGCUCCAGGCCGCGGUGGCUUCCACAACACCAUCACCAACGCCUGCGUCAACCGGGCCCCCGAGCUCCCUCGCGGGGGCCUGCUCUGCGACGAUAUGGGCCUCGGGAAGACCAUCACGAUGCUGGCCUGCGUGGCAGCAGGUGCGCCCAGCCGGCCGACCCUAGUCGUCUGCCCGCUCUCCAUCAUGGCGGGUUGGGCCGCGCAGGCGGCGCAGCAUUGCCCGAGCUUGCGAGUGGCGACGUUCCAUGGCCAGGAGAAGCACAAGGUCUCUCUGAGCGGGCACGACCUGAUCCUCACCACCUUCCAGACUCUGGUGGCCGACGUCGAGAAGGGGCACGGCAGCCUGCUGCAGCAGAGCUGGCACCGGUUGAUCGUCGACGAGGCUCACGAGCUUCGUAACUUCGCGUCGUGCCAGACCAAAGCAGUGUUGAAGGUGGCGGAGAGAUGCGAUGUGGUUUGGGGUCUGACUGGCACCCCAAUUCAGAACCGGAUCGAGGACGCAUUCUCCCUCGUGGCGCUGCUCAAGAUCAACCCGUUUUGCGAGAAGAAGUGGUUCAACCGCUGCAUCAUGCGGCUUGUGAAGCAGGGGAACCCCCUCGGCUUCGCGCGCCUGAGCAUGCUGCUAUCCGCCUUCGUGCUGCGCCGCCGCAAGGACCAGAUGGUGCCAGCUGGGCCAGGCCGGAUGAGGCCCGUGCUGGAGCUGCCGCCGAAGACGGAGCGCGUCCGGCUGGUGGAGCUGCCGGGCGGCGACCGGCGCGCCUACGACAGCCUCUGGGGCUUCGCCGCCAGGCAGGUCGGAGGCAUGAGCCGGGACGAGGUGGGCCACCGCUCGGCGGAGGUGCUGGUACUGCUGCUGCGGCUGCGGCAGCUGUGCUGCUCGCCAACGCUGCUUCCCGCGGGGCUGCUCGCAGAGCUGCAGAAGGAAACGCCCGACCUGUCGGGCUUCUUCGCGGCGGCCAAGGGCGGCCCCGGCGUCGCCGACCUCCAGGCGCUGCUCCGGGAGCUGGCCUCCCAGGCGGACCACCACUGCGCCAUCUGCCUGUCGCACGUGUCGGAGGGGGAUCCCGUGAUCACCAGAUGCGGCCACGCCUUCCACGGCGAGUGCAUCCGCGCGUGGCUCCCCCGGCACAACAACUGCCCGCUGUGCAAGCGGGCGCCAGUCGAGGUGGUGCCCUGGGCGGAGGAGCCGGCGGCGCCCGCGGCGCCGGGGGUGCUCGCCAAGGUUGACGCGGUGCUGGAAGAGAUCGCGUGCUGCGAGGGGGACUCCGUGGUGGUCUUUUCGCAGUUCAGGCAGAUGCUCCUCCUGCUCGAGGAGCGGCUGAAGACCGCCGGCGUCGGCAGCGUGCUCAUCGACGGGGCCGCCGGCCCCGCCGAGCGCCAGGCCCGCGUCGCGGCCUUCCAGGCAGGGCAGGCCAGGGUCGCGCUCUGCAGCCUCAAGGCGGCGGGCGCAGGGCUGAACCUCACGAAGGGGAACAAGGUGAUCUUCUCGGAUCCUUGGUGGUCCCCGGCCGUGGAGGCGCAAGCGGCGGACAGGUGCCACCGGAUCGGGCAGCACCGGCCAGUCGACGUGGUCAGGCUGGUGGUCCGGGGGUCGAUCGAGGAGAAGAUACGACUCCUGCAGGAGCAGAAGCUCGGGAUCAUGGAGGGCAUCUACAAGUCGAAGGAGGAGCUCCGGUCCGAGCGCGUCGACAUGGUGAUGCAGAUCUUCAGGGGGCCUUGGCAGCGGCCCUCGGGCGACGCCGCCUCGGAGCGGCCGCCGAAGAGGCGGCGGGGUGCCGCGGCGGCGCCCGAGGCCCGCUGA